AUGCUUGAAGUCGGCCUUCCCUUCACCAAUUCCUGUCAUAACCCGCCUCCUACCUUUUCCCCUCCAUGGGUGUCGCAAGACUCACCAGACGAAGCGGUCUCAUUGCGCGCGCAGUGGGGGAUUCCAAGUACUCACCGGGACCCCUGCUCACGGCGCAGUCUCUCGUGGCACGCAGCAAGAUCGCCUCUGUCCCCGCAUCACACCAAGCCCUUCUCAACCUCCCCAUCCCUAUCCUGCGCGAGACACCAAAGCACCAGCGGAGAACCACCGUCGAUCGCGGAACCACCUGCCAAGCCCAAGACCCAGACCAAGACCCAGACCAAGACUGACAUUCCUGGUGCGGAUCCCGCAGACCGAUAUGCAGCAGGCCUGCGCCUGAACAAGGAAUGGGCUGCCCAGACAGCCCGCAACCAGCCCGAGCUCUUCCCUACCCUGGCCUCGGGCCAAACGCCGCAGAUUCUGUGGAUCGGGUGCUCCGACUCCCGCUGCCCCGAAACCACCUUCCUAGGCCUGCAGCCCGGCGACGUCUUCGUGCACCGCAACAUUGCCAACAUCCUCCACCCGGGCGACCUCAGCUCCAACGCCGUUAUCGAGUACGCUGUGCAAUACCUGCGCGUCAGCCAUGUCGUGGUGUGCGGGCACACAUGCUGCGGUGGUGUCUCGGCUGCCAUGGGCAAUAAGAACUUGGGGCUGAACAUUGUCAAGCAGAAGAGUGUUGUGUUGAACGCGAUCCGCGACCGGGGACUGCAGCUGCAUGGCUUGGUUUACGAUGUUGGAUCCGGUGUGCUUAGUGAGCUGGACAUGCAGGACUCGGAGGAGGUUAUCAGGGCUCGUUUGACGGCUUUUCAAACGGAGUGA
Messenger RNA from Penicillium psychrosexuale, 858 nucleotides. RefSeq names its product carbonic anhydrase. Lineage: Eukaryota; Fungi; Ascomycota; Eurotiomycetes; Eurotiales; Aspergillaceae. The record is from RefSeq and is a predicted model, not a curated record. Gene Ontology annotation, cellular component: cytoplasm. Gene Ontology annotation, biological process: cellular response to carbon dioxide; cellular response to oxidative stress; carbon utilization. The coding region runs from base 1 to 858 and encodes 285 amino acids. Gene Ontology annotation, molecular function: zinc ion binding; carbonate dehydratase activity. The transcript has 3 exons.